CAGAACGCUGUAAGCAUGUAUUUAAAGUCUGCGGGUAUCUCAUGCUCGUUCUGUCGGCAACACAAGAAGUUAAACCAGGGAGUAAUAUAUUCUCGGUGUGAAAACAUAGCCAACACUAGAUGGCGAUAAUCAAAUCGGAGAAAUAUUUUUGAGCGAAGAAGAAGAGAGGGCGGAAGUGACAGGAUCUGCCUUCUUAAACCUAGCUGAAAAUGGCGGCGUCCGUGUGCCGUGUCGGGAGCACUGUAGGUCGAGUCCUCGCCAAAGCACGCAGCCCCAUCCUGCUGUCUUUGCGGCGUGGACAGGCCUCCGUUAACUUUGCCCAGUGCCUGCUGGGAGCCCCUGAGACCCAUGUCACCAGCCUGGACAAUGGUCUGAGGGUUGCUUCAGAGGAUACCGGACAUGGCACCUGCACUGUCGGACUGUGGAUCAGUGCUGGCAGUCGCUAUGAGAGCGAGAAGAACAAUGGAGCCGGCUUUUUUCUGGAGCACAUGGCUUUUAAGGGAACAAAGAAGUAUCCCCAAACAGCCCUGGAGCAGCAGGUGGAGUCUAUGGGGGCUCACCUGAGUGCGUACACGUCCCGGGAGCACACGGCGUACUACAUGAAGACCCUUUCCAAAGAUCUGCCCAAAGCGGUGGAGCUGCUGUCGGAGGUCGUGCAGAGCUGCUCGCUCAGCGAGGCGGACAUCGAGCAGCAGAGGGGCGUGGUGCUGCGUGAGCUGGAGGAAGUGGAGGGAAACUUGCAGGAAGUCUGCCUGGACCUGCUGCACGCCACCGCUUUCCAGGGGACUCCUCUGGGGCAAAGUGUGCUGGGCCCCUCCAGCAGCGCCAGGAGUCUGACUCGCCAGGAUUUGGUGGAUUACAUCAACAGCCACUACAAAGCUCCUCGCAUGGUGCUGGCUGCAGCUGGAGGAGUGAGUCACGAGGAGCUGGUCGGUCUGGCCAAGUCUCAUUUCAGCGGCGUGUCCUUUGAGUACGAGGGCGACGCCGUCCCCGUGUUAUCACCCUGCCGCUUCACUGGUAGUGAGAUCCGCAUGCGGGACGACGCUCUGCCUCUGGCUCACAUUGCCAUCGCUGUGGAGGGAGCGAGUGCCACCAGUCCGGACAUCGUUCCCCUCAUGGUGGCCAACGCCAUCAUCGGCAGCUACGACCUCACCUAUGGAGGUGGAAAGCACCUGAGCAGCCGCCUGGCUCGCCUCGCGGUGGAGGACAACCUCUGCCACAGCUUCCAGGCCUUCCACUCCUCCUACAGCGACACCGGCCUGCUGGGCAUUCACUUUGUGAGCGAUAAGCACAACAUCGACGACAUGAUGCACUGGUCCCAGAACGCCUGGAUGAACCUGUGCACCACGGUCACCGAGAGCGAUGUCGCCCGAGGCAGGAACGCUCUGAAGGCCAGCCUGAUCGGACAGCUGAACGGAACAACGCCGAUCUGCGACGACAUCGGCAGACACAUCCUGAACUACGGCCGGCGCAUUCCUCUUGCAGAGUGGAACUCUCGCAUCGAUGCUGUGACUCCCAGAAUGGUGCGAGACGUCUGCUCCAAGUACAUCUACGACAAGUGUCCGGCUGUGGCGGCUGUUGGCCCCGUGGAGCAGCUACCGGACUACAACAGGAUGCGCAGCGCCAUGUACUGGCUCCGCUUCUAAAGCCCAGCGCCGGGUGUUCCAGGUCUGCUCUUCAGCCUUAUCCCUCCUUCCUUCAAGUGAACACCUGAGGACAGAUGUGUUAGUGGAGCGUCAUGGGCAGCCAUCAGUCUUCUUCUCUCAUUACUAUAGUCCAGACGAGCAGCAUACGAGUCUUUAAACGAUGUGAUGAUUGUUUCCUGAGUUGGAGAACAGGAGACGGAUGGAGAAACAUCGACAUGACGGCCUCAAUUCAGAAUAUAACCAGUGUCCAGCAAGAGUAUAUUUAUGAUUUCUAAAACAUUUGUUUCUGUCCACUAUUGUACAUAACAGAAGCUGUCAUUCUGACACGAAUAAAAAGAUUGGAAAUAA
This is a messenger RNA of Oryzias melastigma (Indian medaka), 1994 nucleotides long. RefSeq names its product cytochrome b-c1 complex subunit 1, mitochondrial (gene uqcrc1). The record is from RefSeq and is a predicted model, not a curated record. Gene Ontology annotation, cellular component: mitochondrion. Gene Ontology annotation, molecular function: metal ion binding. The transcript is spliced from 13 exons. Lineage: Eukaryota; Metazoa; Chordata; Actinopteri; Beloniformes; Adrianichthyidae. Bases 210 to 1646 code for a protein of 478 amino acids.